UUUGAUAACGCAUUUACACGUAAAAUUUUUACAAUCGAUAUAUGCAAACACAAUUGAUUCAGAAGCCAGGAAUAAAGGGAUUCGGCAAUAUAUUUGGAAAAAUAUCGAUAUAACUGGAGCCGUUAGGUGCUUGGUAGUCUCAAGGUAUGUGAAGCACUGCGAAUGUGCUAGAGAUCUGAUGAGGAUGUGUGACCGGACGCCUUCAGCUAGGUGUGUCCGGUAAAACUAAUGAGGUCAGUAUAAAUGUUGAGGACUUACAGACUUAUUUAUUUUAAAGACUUAUCUACAGCUACACUACUUAUUUUUCAGAUUUGUCUACCUCUACAUUCUAAUGAAAUCACAGAAACCUAUUCUAGGUGUCCCUUUGAAAAAUCUUGUGUAUCCAGAACAAGUGAAAUGUAUAUACCAUUCGAAAAUCUUCUACAAAUACAUAUUUAUCUUGCUACGUUUAUUCGACAAAAUAUCCAAGUCUCCAUACGCCAACCGCUUCUUUUGAGUAAUGCGUUGCAGGGGAUGAGAUUGUCACUAUUUAUUCAGUUGGCUCUAUUAUCCCGUUAUGCUUUUUGUGAUUAUUAUGACGUCCUUGGAGUAUCUAAAUCUGCCUCAAAUUUGGAAAUUAAGACAGCAUAUAGGAAACUAGCGAAGAAAUGGCAUCCGGAUAAGAAUCCUUCAGAUAAAGCAAACAAAAAGUUCAUUGAAAUAAAUGAAGCCUAUGAGGUACUAUCCAACUCUAAGAAACGGCAUGAGUAUGAUACCUUCGGAAAAGUCCAUUCAGAUGGGAGUGCACCUCCCCCUGGACAUUAUCCAUACCGUCACGAAUUUGUUCAUUCUUCGUUUGAAGAUCUUUUCGAUUUUUUUCCAGGGUUCAACCGUGCCCCACAAUUCUCAACCAAUGUCCUUAAUAUCGACUUUCGAAACUAUCGCCUAACCCACCUCCCACGAUCUCGAACGGUGCCUUUGUUCAUAUUUGGUUAUUCUGAUUUUUGUUUCCCUUGUCGUCAAGUUCGUCCCAUUUGGUCACAAUUAGCAGAUGAGCUUACUCCGUUGGGGAUUACUGUGGCUAGUGUCAAUUUAGAACAUGAUUCUGCACUGCGUGAAGAGCUACGUGUAUUACAUGUCCCGAGUGUGACAAUAGUUGUUGAUGGACAGGUUUCUUAUUACUCUCGAGGUGAUUUCAGUCAUAAUAGUCUUAUUGACGCAUUAAGAAGUGCAAUUAUGAAAUCAAAUCCUUCACGCUCUAAGGCGUUACCAAUAUUUCUUAGCACAACAAUCGAUACACCAUUAAUACAAAGUAUUAGUGAUUAUGAUACAUUUAUUAAUACUUUUCAUUAUGGUUGGCGUCGUGACAGUCGACCCAGAAUGGUACUUAUUAAACCAUUAACUUUACCACCGUUACGGUAUUGUGUGGCUGCUUUCAGAGCAGCAGAUCAUUUAGCUGCUGGUUAUAUUAAUUCUGAACCUGGUAACAAUCAUAAUCUGGCUAAGAAUUUCAAUGUAAAUCCAAAUGAGGAGACCUUAUUGAUAUAUCAUGAAGAUUCAAGCAUACCUGUCUAUCGUCAAUCAGCUACAAAAUUAUCACCUACUUUAUUGGAUAAUGCAAUGUUAACUUAUAGUCAAUUAAAUAUCCCUAGAAUAUAUAGUCGUGCACGACUGUUGGAUUUAUGCCCAACUGAUGGAAGUAAACCAACUAGUAAAUAUGCUUUAGAAUCAGAUAAACAUUAUAAUGAUCAUUCUAAUCAUCGUCAUUUAUGCUUAGUAUUAUUGUUAAAUUCAAAGUUAUCCAAUGUUGAACAAGUAAACAGUUGGGGUGAUAUAUGGUUAACUAUGUUACGUCAUACAUUACAAUUAUCUCAAACAGAUUUAUCAAAAUUAUAUCAUACAAAUCAACAUAGUUAUCAUUUUAUGCCUGUACAUAUUUACGUGGAUCGUCAGAUUAGUUUAAUGCAAAAAUUAAGUACAUCUUCUACAUGUUCAAAUGAAUCGUGUAAUUUACUUAAUGAAGAUAAUAUGGGCCGUUUAGCAUUAAUUUGGCGUAUCAGUUCAACUGAAACAGUUUAUCAAUUUCUUCCCACUAAUUCAAUGUCUCAUCCAAGAACUCAUUUAAAUGAAAGAAUGCUGAAACCAAAUGAUUUAAAAAGUUUAAUCCUGAAAUCUACUAAACAGAUGUAUACUGCUUUAAUGAAUGAUUUAGAAAAUAUUAUCCAGACAGUAUCUAUUAUUGACAAAGUAACUAAUCCAACAAAUCAUUUCACUCAUUCAAUUGAUAAAGUGGUAUCUCAAUGGUAUCUACUCAAAGAUUGUAUGAUUGAGGAAUUAAUGAUUGAUGAAUUAGUAGCGUCAAUAUGGAUUAGAAUGAGAAAUAGGCUGUUACAAAUUCUUGUGGAUAUUGGGCAUUCAAUGUUUGACCUUGUAAAUCAUCCUUUGUCAUUUGUUUUUUCAAGUUUUAUGAUUAUCAUCGGUUUCCUAUUAUUCAGUUUGAUAUCAACACUUGUACAAGCAACAAAAAAUGAACAACAGAAUAAAUGUACAACAGAGAAGCGUUACAACGAAACAAAUCAAGAUGUUAAUACAUCAUUCUCAUCAAACAGUAAUAUUAGUGAUAAAAAUAGUAGUAGUUGUGGUAAUAAUAGCAGUAGUAGUCAGUGUAAAUUUACUGAAGGUGUUGGGGAUGACUGGAAGAAAGUUAGAAACAGCCAAACCAAAGCGUGGCAUCACUCCUCGAAGUCACUAACUUCUAGUCUUAGCCAUGUUGUUAGAUGCAGACUACUCGGUUGGGGUCCGCGUGACUAUCGUAAUCAAUGGUUGGAGAUUGUGGGUGACAUGGCUCAGAGUCGAUCACAAUAGUGUAGGUGUAUACACUCUCUGUCUUCCGUUAAACCAUGACAUUAAAAUUGCUUUGUAUCUUUCUUUCUACCAACUAAUUCUUUCUUCCUGUACUAUAUCGUUAUAUGCAAUCUUUCUUUUAUAUAUCACCAUCUCUGAAUUAACUACUUUUAUGAAUCCAGUGUUCAUCUUGCUCUGCUAAUGAGGUAUGGCAUCUUGGACCAAUGCACAUAUGUGUUUGGUCCUACGUUGUAACUGAGUGAUUGUAUAUAUGUAAAGACUGAAUAAAAUUGUCUUUCCUUAAUUAUUAACUGCCAUUUAUAUUUAUUGAUAAGGGUUUUUGUACAGUUUUAUUGUUUAUGAAAUUGUGCAUCGCAUAAUAUACUUGGCAUAUAAAUUCUAUUAUUAUCGCUUCUGUUUUCUCCAAUGAACUAGAAGAAAACUGUACCGACCAUCAUAAUGAUCCCUCUUAAAUUUUGCAAUAAUUAGCUUCACAAAAGGUUAUAAGCGUUGUGUAAAAGCACUUGAGUAGAUACUGUUUACAUUACACAUUGAUUUUACUAAAAGAAACACAACCGAAAACCGGAAAAUUCAAUGUUAAGUUUAUAAAAUAAAAAAAAUAGUGACCCAUAAGUAUAGGUAGACAUCCAUUGUCUUCUGUUCCUUCACUAAUUCACGGAACUUCCUAUUUCCUAAAAUUUUGGUCACAAUAACUGACAGUUCAACGAGUAGUUUUAAUCCAUGACUCGUGUGGUUUUAUUAUAGAAAUACAAGAUCGCAACUUACAAAUGCUAUGAAUGUCCUCGAAACCUCCUUUUUUGUUUGAUUCUGAGCUCUGAAAUUUUGUUGUAGAUUAAAAGCCCAUAUUUUCUGUCAUUGGGAUUAUAUCUUUUGAUCAUUAAAUACAUUACCUUUUGAUAUUUUGGAGUAAUAAGACAACAAUGUUGUUAGAAAUUACUAAAAACUGUUGUAAGUAUCAAGUCUAAAGUUUUAGCUAAUAGUAAUACCAUAAAUAUUUAUUAUUUUGUAUUUAUGUCUAGGUCAUCUGCACUUACUCCUAUUGUUUCAUUAAAUCCUUCCACAUAUGACCGUCUUGUUCGUGAUGCCCCUCAAGGUUUCAGGCUUCUAGUAUUAUGUGUUCGUGGAACUACUCAAGAUAAUCGAUUACGUGAUCAGUUUGACUUCAAAACUCGUCGAGUUUGUGGAAGUCAAAUUCAACGUGCUUGUCUUUCUAUGGAUCGAUAUUCGGGUUGGCUUGCAAAAUUACUUGAAUCUAUCAGAUCUAAUUUACCAAUACAUAUUCGUUCUAAUAAAACUAUUCAAAAGAAUACGAAUGUGAAUGAUACUACUGAUGAUAAUAAUAAUAAUAGUGGAAUUUUAUUUAUUAAUCCAAUGAACUGUGUUGGAACAGUUAUCGCCGUUAAUGGUUAUCGUCGAUAUUUCAAUCUUUAUCAUCCUUUAAUUCCAGGUUCUCAAAGCAGUUCUGAUGAAAAUUCUGAAUCAGAUGAGGACAAAUCAUCAAUAGUUGAAAAACAAGGUAAACGCUUACGACGUAGACAUAUAUUUGGUCGUGCAUUCGGUUUAGAAUCAGAUGAUGAAGAAGAUUUCAAUCAAUCUAAUAUUAAUAACAAUCAUUCACAUUUAAAGUCAAGGCAUCAAAUAAAUGAUGGAGUAUUAUUUGAAAGUGAAUUAUUAGAUGGUUUAUCCAAUUGGUUAGAUCGUCUAUUUGAAGGUUCAUUACCUCGUUAUAAUGUUGCAGAAUGGCCAAUCGGUUUACUUGGAGAUGAUAAUGAUGAUGAUGACGAUUAAAUUGUAUAGGUUAUGUGUUAUAUGCCGUGAUAAAUGUUGAUGUUUUUAUUAUCAUCUAACAACAAUAAUAUGGUUUCAUUCCAUUCUAUAUCAUUUGUAAAAAUAUUCAAAUUGUUCAUCUUUUUUUCUUGAACUUUAUUUUAUAAAAUGGAGUCCCUUGGAUUUUUUUCUUUUUUGUAAUUUUAAGUAAAUCUUCAAUGUAGAUAUUUCUUCUUAGAAAGAAAUAGACAAUGUUAUGUAAUAUUUGAAGUUUUAAUGUUUAAUGAAUUGUAUUCAUCAUUGUAAUUAUCGUAUCAUUUUACCUAUCAUAUACCUAUUUAAUAAUUUGAGACUUUAUUUAAUUCACUGAAUAUAAAGCAUUAUAUAUUUCA
Molecule: messenger RNA, 5003 nt
Organism: Schistosoma haematobium
Lineage: Eukaryota; Metazoa; Platyhelminthes; Trematoda; Strigeidida; Schistosomatidae
Exons: 11
Coding region: 244-2844 (866 amino acids)
Source: RefSeq, a predicted model, not a curated record